AAGUGGGAAUACUUCGAGAUUGUAGGAUGAAUUCGCUUCUGAUUUUUUUCGGCAUUUGCGGGCUUUGCAUGUGCCUGGCUGCUGGGGCCGGAGCCGCACCCACAACAACCGACAUAAUCGUGAAAGCGGAAAUGGAAGAAUCAACGACGCCAGUGCCAACGGCGACUCUUCAGGACUCCUCAGAUAACAAAUGCGAUACUGAAUGGACUGAGUAUAAGCAAAAGUACCAAAAGGACUAUCAGAGCAGCGGCGAUGAGGAGAAGCGUCAGAAGAUAUUCUGCCAGAAUCUGAGCGAAAUCGAGAAACACAACGCCGCCUACGAUUUGGGUCAGGAGACCUACAAGAAGGGCGUUAACGAGUUCAGCGAUUUAACCCAGGACGAAUGGCAGAAAACUUAUCUCAAUAUGAAUUAAAAGCAAUUCCCGCUUUUUAAAAUGCUUGAAAACUUACUUUGUCUUAAAACUUCUUAUAAAUGCAAAAAAAUUAUAAAUAUUUCUUAAAUUCGAAUAAAGUAUUU
Messenger RNA from Drosophila novamexicana, 517 nucleotides. Its product is annotated as protein CTLA-2-beta. Lineage: Eukaryota; Metazoa; Arthropoda; Insecta; Diptera; Drosophilidae. The record is from RefSeq and is a predicted model, not a curated record. Bases 27 to 413 code for a protein of 128 amino acids. The transcript has 2 exons.